Molecule: messenger RNA, 1415 nt
Organism: Macrosteles quadrilineatus (aster leafhopper)
Lineage: Eukaryota; Metazoa; Arthropoda; Insecta; Hemiptera; Cicadellidae
Exons: 2
Coding region: 221-1339 (372 amino acids)
Source: RefSeq, a predicted model, not a curated record
GUCUAAAUUAUUAAAAUGUCUUUUGUACUAAAUUAUUUUGUAAACAUGGCCUGUACCAUCGGUCAUAGGUCUGUCAAUGCUUUUGUCAAUUUUCCUUUCUACUCGAAAGACGACGAGCCUACACUAGUAGGUGGUACUCUUGAAAAUAAUCUACUGUUUCAGAUCCAUAACUGGAAAACCUGAAGAUGUAUCAAAAGAUAUCGACAGUAGUUUAAAUGUCAUGGAACAUGGAACAUGGAAUUUAACAUGGAAUUUAACAUGGAAUUUAAAUGUCAAUGAAAAUAAUGAAGACAAGGCCCAUUCCAAGAGUGGUGCAGAUGAUUUAAGUUUUCAUGAUGCUCUUUAUGAAAAUUCAGAUGAGUAUAAACCUGACGGAACUUUAAAACUUGAAGAUAACGAUGAAACUACGCUGCCUAAUCUAGAAGAAGUCUUGAACUACGAUAAAGAACCCAAACAAGAUUGUGAUUUUGCAGAUAAAGACGUUAUCCAUGUUGUAGUUGGCAACAGUAAACCUGAAGAUGUGUCAAAAGACGAUAGAAUAACGCGCAUAACAUCAAACGACGGUUUUGAUCAAGUUGAGAACCAGGAAAGCAAUGUCCACCAAACAGCUGACGAGAAUUUGGAACUUGAAGUGUCAAACUUGAAAGAAAUGUCAAACUCGUUGGAUGAUAAUGUUUUGGAAACGAUUGCGGAACCAGGAGUUAUACAAAGCUGCAGAGACUUAGAAAAAGAAAAUGAAUCAAAAGAUAGUAACUUGCAGAAAAUACUUGACAAAUACGAAACCCGUGUUUCUGGAGACAGUGCAACAGUCUUGCCACACAAUGAGAGUAGGCCUAUACGUCCUUAUUGUGAUAGUGGUAUAGGCCUUAUAUUUGAAAGGGACCACAAAAACGAAUGUUUUAAUCUCACACCAGAAAAACUUGAUAAAGAAGAACAUUCACUUAAUGACAGACCGAUGUGUCCCAUUGUCCCAACUCAUGAAAGUGAAGGUCCUCAAACUCCUAAAACUGACCUCAACUCGGGAAACACUCCAGCUUUGGAAACGAAAAUGUCAAAGGAACUUGGAAUUGAAAUGAAAUUUACAGGGAUUUCAGUAAUCUUGGAACCUUCAAGAAAGGCAGACGAUGCGUCAAGCACUUGUUCAAAUGACAGCUGGCACAGGUGGAUUGGUAAAUUCAUGUCAAAUCUUCAGCCAACAUCUCCUAUCGUUCAAGAAGUUUCCCCUGUUGAAAUUUCCACUACCCCAGAGGAAGUCCUCACAGAGGAAUGCGACUGUACGAAAUCCCAUUGUUGUCUUCAACUUGGGGAUAUCGAUGAAGGAUGUCCGGAAAUGAAUUAGUGUAAUGUUGCAAAAAAGAAACAUAUUUUUCUGGCUAAAAUUGUUAUUGUUCAACUAAAUAAACGGGAAUAGACAA